CGGAAGCAGCUGGAGCACGUGAGCUAAAAAACAUGGCGUCGCCUAGUAAGGUGGCAAGAGUUUGUAGCCUGGUGGGACGGACUUGGACUGUCACUCCUCUGUCAGCAAGACACAGAAAAUUAAUCAACUUGCCAGCUCGGAGACCAUUCAUCACGUCGACAUGGAAAGGUCUGCAGUUCCGUCUCGAUGAGAGGACAGCUCACAGCAGUCUGGAUCUUUUCAAGAAAGACACUGGCGUCAUCUAUCGCAUGCUGGGUCUGGACCCCAGCCAUGUGCAAGACAACCCUGAGCGUUUCCGAGACUGGGCGGUUGUGUUUGGGGACAAGAAGAUCAGCAGCGGACGCCACUACUGGGAGGUGACGGUCAAAAAGUCUCAGGAGUUUCGCGUGGGUGUGGCUGAAGCACUGAUGGCCCGUGAUGACUGCGUUGGUACAAGCAGCUCCUCCUGGGUGUUCGGCUACGCUCAGCGCAAGUGGUUCGCCAUGACCAACAAUAAGAUUGUUCCCGUGACCCUGGUAGGCAAGCCGGACCGAGUCGGCAUUCUGCUGGACUUUGAGGCGGGGCUUCUGGGGCUGGUAGACACUGAGAGACCCAGGAUCAUUCAUGCCGUCAGCGGUCGUUUCAAGACUCCGCUCUGUCCCGCUUUUGGACUUUGGGAUGGGGAGCUGCUCACACACUCCGGCAUGGAGGAGCCUCAGGGCCUUAAGUGAUAGCUUCAAUGCAAUUGUCUCACAUAUUAAAAAAUACAAAUGAAUCAUUUAUCGCUUUAAAGCACGUCUGAUCUUCUGCAUGUUCAUUAUUAUGAAUCUUGCCAAAGUAUGCUCAGGCUCUAUGCGUGACUGAGCAAAUGUUCACGUCUGUCAGCUUGUGAACAAGACAACUUCUUUUUACACAUUUCUGGUGCUACCCUUGUGGGCUUGUUAAUACUGUAUAUUGUUUAUUAAAAUAACAUCACUGAAACUGGCUAAACAUUGUUUUCUUCACAUCAUGAUGACAUAGUGUGCGUUCACUCUUGCAGGACCAAAAAUUUAAGCUGCCUUUCGCAUCAAGAGCCAUUUGGGCCUGUUUCCACUAAAUUAAAACUCACUUGCAGCCACAAAACCUAUUUGGCCACUAAAUUGAAAGUAAUGCCACAUAUACAAGUAUAGUUUCCUAAACAUAUUGUCAUGUUCCUUUUCUGUCGUGCUGUUCCUCCUGGUGGAGUGAUGAACACUGCCCCUAGCACUUUGGCGGAGAAUGGCACAGCAAACGCUCAACUGCGACACAGAACUUUGAAAGGCUAAUUACGGCAACUGGCUGGAGCUCCGGAGUCGCAGGUGGCAGACCCGUCUUCGGUCCUUUCGGUCUGCCUGUUUCGUCUUGUACUGUGUGAAAUGACAAGUGUGAACGCACCCAAUAGAUACAAGAACAGACCAGCACUGAGGGUUUAGUUUUAUGCCUCAGCUAUAGUUACUCUUAAAAACAUACAAAAUGAUGACAUACUGUGUACUGUAGUUGAUAAAGACCACAAGUACUUCAAUGUAUGAAUCAGACAUGCACACUUUAGCGAGCAAACGCUAUUUUGGAACAUAAAGUACCAAUAUUGUUAGCUUAUGUCAUCAACAUAUUCUGUAUUCCAACCUCUUUUGCUCAACAGAACAGUUAACCAUAAUAAAAGGCACAACUACGUCAUACUCAUCUCCAAUCAGCACGAGGAACAGUGAUUUCAGGGGUGGAAUAAAACCCCCUGAUAUAUAUACAGUAUGCAAUGAUCAAUCGCAGUAGGAUGUACUUCCCUAUUUAAAUAUAAAUUAGAUUAAAACAGUCAGAUACAGAAAAAAAAAGCCAUAUCCCAUAUUAAAUACUGAGCAAUUGAUUUAAAAACAAAAAUGUAACCCUGCACAUCAUUAAUACAUAUCUUAACAGCAUACAUUCAUCAUCAGUCUCAGUCACCCUGUUUCAUUUUGCGCUACCCAAGUGCUUUCUUGUAGUGUAUUUUAAAACCUCUCCUCGUCCUUCAGUUGAUGCUCUUCAGCGUGUCCAUGGCAACCUUCUGCUCCUCCUUGUAGCUUGAUGAAUCUCCGUCAGUGUGUCCAUGCUGGUACUGCUGCAGGAUGG
Dunckerocampus dactyliophorus (ringed pipefish) is the source of this 2097-nucleotide messenger RNA. RefSeq names its product SPRY domain containing 4 (gene spryd4). The transcript has 2 exons. The coding region runs from base 33 to 710 and encodes 225 amino acids. The record is from RefSeq and is a predicted model, not a curated record. NCBI's taxonomy places the organism in Eukaryota, Metazoa, Chordata, Actinopteri, Syngnathiformes, Syngnathidae. Gene Ontology annotation, molecular function: protein binding.